AUGUCUUUCUUUUCAAAUCUAUCUAUCUAUCUAUCUAUCUAUCUAUCUCUGUUUAUAUCUAUCUAUAUAUAUCUAUCUAUCAUAAUGUCUUUCUAUUCAAAUCUAUCUAUCUAUCUAUCUAUCUAUCUAUCUAUCUAUCUAUCUCUGUUUAUAUCUAUCUAUCUAUCUAUCAUAAUAUCUUUCUUUUCAAAUCUAUCUAUCUAUCUAUCUAUCUAUCUAUCUAUCUAUCUAUCUAUUCUUUUUUUCAAAUUCUAUGUAUGUACCUAUCUGUCUGUCACAGUCUAUCCAUAUCUAUCUAUCUAUCUAUCUCAGUAUGUUCAUAUCUAUCUAUCUUCAUAUCUCAGUCUGUUCAUAUCUAUCUAUCUAUCUAUCUAUCUAUCUAUCUAUCUCAGUAUGUUCAUAUCUAUCUAUCUAUCUAUCUAUCUAUCCCAGUAUGUUCAUAUCUAUCUAUCUCAGUAUGUUCAUAUCUAUCUAUCUAUCUCAGUUCAUAUCUAUCUAUAUGUUUAUAUCUGUCAAACAAUUCCGUGA
Messenger RNA from Acanthosepion pharaonis, 528 nucleotides. The record is from the annotation of a GenBank genome assembly. Lineage: Eukaryota; Metazoa; Mollusca; Cephalopoda; Sepiida; Sepiidae.